Messenger RNA from Diaporthe batatas, 612 nucleotides. RefSeq lists its product as uncharacterized. NCBI's taxonomy places the organism in Eukaryota, Fungi, Ascomycota, Sordariomycetes, Diaporthales, Diaporthaceae. The transcript has 3 exons. The record is from RefSeq and is a predicted model, not a curated record. Bases 1 to 315 code for a protein of 104 amino acids.
AUGCAAGACGGAUCUUGGUCCCGAUCCGACCACCUAUCCAUAUUCUAUCCACCCACCCAGCCCUUUUCCUCAUCCCAUCUCAACCCCACGCCCGAGUCAAGCCUGGGUCCUCGUGCCCUUCCUCCCACGCGGUGGAGCGUGUGGCAGGCGUGGGGUUUAAGUGGCAACCGCGCCUACGAGAUAAUAACUCGGAAGCUGGGGACGCUGUACGGAGGCAUGAACUCAAUGCCACGCCCACGCCCGUCUUCGCUCGCCAGCACGAUGACGCCACGGCUGCAUGGGAGUCCGCUUGCAGCGCUGUCCUGCACAGGCUGACAAGCUGCACUGCACUGCGCGAGCACUUACUCUUGGGAGGGCGACGACAAUGCCUGGUUCUGUGUCGUCUCCCCGCUCCGCUUUCUGCGCGUGGUGAGCAGGCUGCACCCCAUUCAUGCACGUAACGUGGUUGUUGGAGAGGUGCGUCAUUGCGACUACUGGACACUACCCGUCUACAACCAAUGAUGGGGGUAGCAACCUGUCUCAAGCUUGUUCUGUGGCAGGGGGUCCGCGGCGAGGGCAAGAUUGAGUGCAGCACAGAAGAGCAGGGCAGGGCAGGGCCAGGUAAGGCCUGGU